CAACGUUUCCAUAAUGAUGCCUUAAAGGGAGCUACUGGACCAAAUCGUCUAGACAUAUCAUCAACAGCCUUAGAGCACCUCCCUGUCCAUGGACUGGAAUUUAUCCAGGUCUUAGUUGCAGAAAGAUCAUAUUAUCUAAAGAAAUUACCUGCUCUUGACAAGCUUGCUAACCUGUUGGAGGCUCGACUAACCUAUCCCAGUCAUUGUUGUGCUUUUGCUGACAUGAGAAUGAAAGAGUUGAAUUCCCCUCUAUACAAUUUUGGAAACCUGACAAGCCAAUGUGAUAUGACUCCGCGGAAGCUAGCCAACGACACCAGCAUUGACCCAGCCCCAGACUAUGAAUAUCUGUGUCAUCCUAGAACACUGAGAUGCACUCCAGAGCCAGACGCAUUCAACCCUUGUGAAGACAUCAUGGGAUAUGACUUUCUUCGAGUACUGAUCUGGUUCAUUAGUAUACUUGCCAUCGCAGGCAAUGCUGUGGUUCUGUUUGUCCUUCUGACAAGCCAUUACAAACUUACGGUUCCCCGGUUCCUCAUGUGCAACCUGUCCUUUGCGGACUUCUGCAUGGGAAUUUACUUACUUCUGAUCGCAGCAGUGGACUCCAAGACCAAAAAUCAGUAUUAUAACCAUGCUAUUGACUGGCAAACAGGCAGCGGAUGCAGUGCGGCAGGAUUCUUCACUGUGUUUUCCAGUGAGUUGUCUGUCUAUACAUUGACUGUGAUCACCCUGGAAAGAUGGCACACCAUAACCUAUGCAAUGCAACUGGACCGAAAGCUGCGGCUGCGCCACGCCAUCCUGAUUAUGCUGGGGGGCUGGAUUUUUUCUUUGCUGAUCGCCCUUUUACCACUCGUUGGGGUCAGCAAUUACAUCAAGGUCAGCAUUUGCUUACCGAUGGAUAUAGAAACACCCCUUUCUCAAGCAUAUAUUAUACUCAUUUUGGUGCUCAACGUCUUGGCCUUUAUCAUCAUUUGUGCCUGUUACAUCAAAAUUUACAUCGCUGUGCAAAAUCCAGAGCUAACGCCAACCAAUAAAGACACAAAAAUAGCCAAAAAGAUGGCAGUGCUCAUCUUCACGGAUUUUACAUGCAUGGCACCCAUAUCGUUCUUUGCUAUUUCUGCGGCCUUCAAAGUUCCACUUAUAACUGUGACUAAUUCCAAAAUUUUGUUAGUUUUGUUUUACCCUGUGAACUCCUGUGCAAACCCAUUUCUAUAUGCUAUUUUCACCAAGGCCUUUCGAAGGGAUUUCUUUCUGCUGAUGAGUAAGUUUGGAUGUUGCAAGGCUCAGGCGGAACUCUACAGGGUCAACAACUUUACUGCCUACACCUCAAACUGUAAAACGGACAGCCUGUACACUGGACCAAAGAAGCCUUCCCGGGCUGAUGUUCAUCUUACGACGUUUGACUGCCAAUACUUGAAUGUAAACGACAAACCAGCAUGUAUAGGCAUUUAA
Molecule: messenger RNA, 1449 nt
Organism: Staurois parvus
Lineage: Eukaryota; Metazoa; Chordata; Amphibia; Anura; Ranidae
Source: the annotation of a GenBank genome assembly